AUGGGAUCAACCGCCACGACGGCCAACAUGGAGCACGAGACACUGGCGCGCGUGUACGCCUCGUCCGACGUGGCCGCCACGCGGGCGCUCUACGACGAAUGGGCCUCGACGUACGACCGGGAAAUGGCCGACGCGUCGCAAAACUACGUGGGCCCCGCGCUCGCCAGCGCGUGCGUGCUCAGGAUGGUCGGGCCGGACGACCUGGCGCGCGCGGCGGUGCUCGACGCCGGGUGCGGACCGGGCCUCGUCGGCCUUCACCUCGCCCGCGCCGGCGCCCGCACCAUUGACGGCAUCGACCUCAGCCCGGGCAUGCUCGGCGUCGCGCGCAGGACGGGCGCCUACCGCGCCCUCGACGCCGUCGACAUGUCCGGGCCGCUGCCGCAGCGCGACGCCUCGUACGCCGUCGCCGUCUGCAUCGGCACCUUUACCCAGGGCCACGUCGGGCCCGACGCCAUGGCCGAGCUGGUCCGCGUCGUCCGGCCCGCCGGCUUUGUCGUCGCCACCGUCCUCGCCUCCAUCUGGGAGACGGGCGGCUACGCGGCCAGGGUGGCUGCUCUCGUUGCCGAGUCCAGGGCUAAGCUGGUCAGCGCCGACCUGACCGACUACCGCCAGGGCGCGGGCGUGCAGGCCCGCAUGGUUAUUCUUCAAGUGCUAUAG
This is a messenger RNA of Metarhizium acridum CQMa 102, 657 nucleotides long. RefSeq lists its product as uncharacterized. The record is from RefSeq and is a predicted model, not a curated record. Gene Ontology annotation, molecular function: methyltransferase activity. NCBI's taxonomy places the organism in Eukaryota, Fungi, Ascomycota, Sordariomycetes, Hypocreales, Clavicipitaceae.